AUGAAAUUCACUUGCCCAUAAAAGGAACAUUAAAUAAAAUUUUCAUCAGUUUGUGAUUAUCUCAAUCAUCUACAAAAAUGUCAUAUCAUAAAUGAAAGAAUUAAAACACAUGGUGAAACAAGAAAGUAUCAAUGUACAUUAAUUAGAUAGUGAAUAUUAUUUUUGCGCCUUUUGUUUAUAAGUAUUCGAAUUAUCAACAGAAAGAGAUUAUCACAUAUACAAUUGUAAAAAGGAGAACUUGACUUAAAUUUUUAAAGAUUCUAAUGUAAUUUAAAUCACUAUCAGAAAAGUCUUCAAUUCCAUUAGGAAGAACAGGAUAAGAUAAAAUAUAAGAAUUGAUCAAGAAUUACAAAAGCCAUUUUAUUAAUAACAAAACAUCAAAAAAAAUGAUAAUGAUGAAAGAAGAAGAUGAGGAUAUAUUUCAUUAAGAUGUAGUCAUUACUGCAGAUCCAAGACUUGGCAUUCCUAAAAUUGAAUUCAAUUAAAUUAAAGCUAGAAAUAUACCCAUAGUUGAUAAGAUAACAUUUAAUUUAUUAGGUGGACAUACUAAAAUGGAAGCGGCUUAUUUUAAAUUACAUAAUAAUUAUAAAUUAGAAUAAGUGAAUAGAGAUUUCUCAUUUAAAAUUAAAUAAGAUAAACUCAAACAAAUUUCAAUUACACAUAAUUUCUAAUUAACAAAAAAAGUAUUUGAAGAAACAAAAGUAUUAGAAUUUUGUGAAUCAAAACUAGAUAAGAAUCCUGAAAUUUAUUUAUAAAUCAUUUAAAAUAAAGGUGAAAAAUAAUUCUGGCUUUUAAUACCAGAAUCCUAAAAUCUUGUUAAAGAUUUUUAUUUUGAUGAACCUUGGUGUAUUUUCAAUAUUAAUGUUCUCUAAUCUACCAAUGAAGAUAAUAUCAAUACAGCUCAAAUAGUUACUAAAAAGUAAGAUCCAAUCAUUUAAUAAUUGUAAAUGCAAUUACAAAAAUAGGAAGAUGAAAGUUAAAUUCUGAAAGAUAAAUUAAAGAAUAGUUUUAAAGAAAUCGAAUUAGCAAAAGAUCUAAAUUCAAAUAUGAUAUAAUCAUAAGAUAAAAAAGAGACUUCUUUAGUCUAAUAACAAAUAAAGUUAAGAGAAAUGGAUCUAGGUUUUGAAAAUAUAAAAGAGCAAUAUGAUGUUAUAAAUUAAAAAAAAUUAAAAUAAGCAGAAUCAAAUUUAAUUGGAUUUUAUAAUAAUUAAAGAUAACUUGAAAGUUAUAAAUCAUCUAUGAGAAGAGAGGAAUUAAGUAUUGAUUAUCUACAAAAAAUAAGAAAAUUAUCAAAAACAAUAGAAUUAUUAUAAAACAAAAAAGAUUCAUUAAUGAAUUAAUGUGAGAAUUUAAAAUAUCAAAUUUCUAUAAAAUAAACAUCAAUGAAUGAAAAACUAGCAAAAGCCUCAGUAACUAAAUAAAAGGUAAUCUUUAAUUUUAAUCUAGAUUUAAAUGAUUAAAUAAUUGUUAUGUAUUCAAUGCAAACAAGCAGAAAGGAAUGUUAUUUAGUUUCCAUGUUAACACUUCCUAUUUUGUGAGACAUGUUUUUUAACAAAAAUAUCUACUAAUAAUUUUUCAUGUCCUCUCUUUGAAGUUUAAGAAUGUCAAGCUGAAUAACUAUAACCAAAGUAUAAAACUGUCAAUAUAAUAUCCCUCUGA
Messenger RNA from Paramecium pentaurelia, 1659 nucleotides. Lineage: Eukaryota; Ciliophora; Oligohymenophorea; Peniculida; Parameciidae. The record is from the annotation of a GenBank genome assembly.